Molecule: messenger RNA, 2541 nt
Organism: Mytilinidion resinicola
Lineage: Eukaryota; Fungi; Ascomycota; Dothideomycetes; Mytilinidiales; Mytilinidiaceae
Product: Pkinase-domain-containing protein
Exons: 4
Coding region: 211-2541 (776 amino acids)
Biological process (GO): protein phosphorylation
Molecular function (GO): protein kinase activity; ATP binding
Source: RefSeq, a predicted model, not a curated record
AUUGGGCCUUUGGAAUCCUUGGGCCGCCCUGGGCUUUGGCCUUCGCCGAGUGCCGCAGCUUCCUCCCUCCGCUACCAACCUUCGUCUUCGCCGGCUACCAAGCUAUCACCACCGCACAUUGGAUACCCACAGUACCGACUAAUUUCUUGACCACACUGCCCGCCUACAUACUCGAGAGCUCGGAGCUGGAUCCGGCGUUGUUCUGCGGAUAUGGCGACUGAGUUCAUGAAUGGAGCGGUGGACCCGGAGACGCUGUAUACGAAGCAGGCAUGUAUUGGUGGUGGGAGCUUUGGAAAGGUUUAUAAAGGAGUAGACAAACGCACCGGUGCCUCCGUCGCCAUCAAAGUCAUCGACGUCGAAAACGCUGAAGACGAAGUCGACGACAUCAUCCAGGAAAUCGCUAUCCUCUCCGAGCUGCAUUCACCCUACGUCACGAAGUACUUCGGCUCGUUUCUGAAAGGGUCGGACCUAUGGAUCAUCAUGGAGUUCUGUUCUGGUGGGAGCUGUGGGGAUCUGCUGAAGCCGGGGGUUAUACCGGAGGAGUAUAUUACUAUCAUACUAAGGGAGUUGUUGAUGGGGCUGGAGUAUCUGCAUGCAGAUAAUAAGCUGCAUCGGGAUAUCAAGGCGGCAAACAUCCUUCUGGGCUCCAAUGGCCAGGUCAAACUCGCGGAUUUCGGCGUCUCGGGCCAGCUCUCUGCUACGAUGACCAAGAAAAAUACCUUUGUGGGAACCCCUUUUUGGAUGGCGCCAGAAGUUAUCAAGCAGUCUGGCUAUGAUCACAAGGCAGACAUAUGGUCACUCGGUAUCACAGCGCUUGAGCUCGCAAUGGGCGAACCGCCAUACUCGGACAUCCAUCCUAUGAAAGUGCUUUUUCUCAUCCCGAAGAAUCCUCCACCAACGCUAGAGGGCAACUUCAGCAAACCUUUUAAAGACUUCGUCGAGGCGUGUUUGAAGAAAGAACCACGGGAGCGGCCGUCCGCGAAAGAGCUCUUGAAGCAUCCAUUCAUUCGGAAAGCAAAGAAAAACACCUAUCUCACGGAGCUGAUUGAGCGGAACGAGAGGUGGUAUGCACGGCAUGGCAAAGACUCAGCCGAAGAAGAGGAGGAUGAGCUGGAGCAGAACGCCCCUCAGAAGCGAGCUCCUGCUCAGGAUGACCUCUGGGACUUCGGCACCGUCCGGCCAGCAGGAGGCACUCGGGGAGGACAACUUCAAGCCAUGAACGAGGCAGCUCAGAAUGCGAGGAAGACUUACUCGUCCGACCCUUUACCCCAGUCACCAACUCGAAAACCGGUUGAAUCGGACAGGGGGUCUGAGAACGCGUUUACACCUACAGGCACCAUACGGGCAUCGAGUCCACCACAAUUGCCACCAUCCCCGACCAAGAGACUAGCAAGCACACCCACGACACCACUGUCGCCUGGCGGGGCAGCGAGGGUACCGCUUCCACUGUCACCAGAGAAGAAGCGCAAUCCUCCUCCACCGCCACAGCACUCGCCUCCUCGUGCAUCGCAGUCUUUCAAUCCGCAGACGCCGCAGAAACCGCUGCCACCUACACAUUCUAGCAACCCCUUAAAUUUAGAGUUUGACGACUAUAUUCAGCAAGCCAUAGCGGCGGACAUGGCAUCGCUGGAUAUAAACUCACCUGUCGCGCCACAGACCGCAGAGAGACAAAAGCCAAAGCCAAGUUUGCUCUCUAGCCCAUUCAGUCUGCCGCCAAUACCGCCCUUCAAGGGCCAAAGCCGCAACUCUCGGACAGACGCAGCUAACUCUGGCUCCAGUGCGCAGACUGCGGUCAAGGCAUCAGAGAAACCCCUACCAGUCCUAGGACAGCAACCUCUCCCUACUUUCUCGCCGCCUCCACCCCCUGGACUGCACUUGCGUGGUGGUAUGGGGCUAGACGUGGAUGGCAGCUCUGUACUACAGCAGCCGCCAGUCCCACCGCAUCACCAACUCCCUAUCCAGCCUCAGCUCCCAGCACACCUCCAAUCUCCCUCACGACUGUCGUCGCCGAGAAGCAGUCUGAAUCCACCCGGCAUCGAGCUGAGUCUAGAAACCCCCAACCGCACCCCUCGCAUGCGCCUUUCCGGCGGCUCCAACCGCAUCAAGAGCAUGGGCACCCCCCAACAACGCGCCGACGCCUCGGCUCGCAACUCCAUCCUCACCGCCACCAACCCCAACAGCCGCGAAAGCACCAGCACAACCUCGAGCACGAGCCCCGAGAUCACGGCCCUCAACGGCGUCGUCAUCCCCGCCCUCGAAGCCGCGCUCGCACGCCGCACGUGGAACUUGAGCCAGCAGGUCAAGAAGGAGGCGGAGCGCGAGCAGCGGGGGGCGCUGAGCGAGCGGGAGGAGAAGCUGGCGCGGAAGCGGGCCGAGGCGCAUGAGAGCGUGAAGAGGCUGGUUGCGAAGGCGGCGAGGGUCAUGCGCGAGAUUGAUGCGUGGGAUGAGGCGGCGCCGGUGGGGAUGGGGGGCGAGGUGGUGGGGUUUUUGGAGGGGUUUUUGGAGGAGGUGCUUGUGAGGGUUGAGGCGGAGGAUGAGUGA